AUGGGCUACAACGAAGAACCCAAAAAUCCAAUUGACCGAGUGACAACAACAACAUCCAUCACAGCAGCAGAUGAUGUCAAAUCAUCAAGUGAUGUCGCUCCUGGAGAUACAGCUUUAGCCAAUGCUGCUUUUCGGUAUAAAAUGAUUGCUCUUAUCACAGCAUUAAUGCUUCCAGUGGGAUCCCAUUUUUCUGGUACAGCAUUAGGUGCGAUGAAAUCCGAAUUGAAAAAUCAUUUAGGGAUUGACAAUACACGUUAUGGUGUCGUAUCAGCAUCGGUAUCCAUUGUCAACACGAUCUUUCCUGUAGCGGGUGGCAUCUUUAUUGAUCGAUUUGGCUCUGUAUGGGGCACCUUGGGUGUUUCCUUAUGUAUUAUCACCGGUAGUCUUCUUACAGCGCUUGCUGGCCGUUUGACCUCGUUUCCUCUCAUGGUGGCAGGCCGUGUGAUCUUCGGUAUUGGCAGCGGGUUGAUUGUCACGAUGCAAGAAUCAUUACUCUCGAAAUGGUUUCGUACCCAAAGUCUCUCGAUUGCCAUUGGGAUCCAGCUCUCAGUGAGUCAACUCGCUUCAUUUCUCGGCACAUUGGCUGCCAAUCCAUUAGCAGCACGCACAGGCAAUUGGGUAUGGCCUUUUUGGUUAUCCUUGAUCCUUUGUGGGUUUUCAAUGAUCAUGAAUGUCGUUUAUGCAUUGAUGGUACGCCAUUUGAGCGGCAAUGGCAAGAAGGAGGGGGCCACUACGACUACUGCUACUACAACAAGACGCAAAAAGUUCCAGUUUCGAUCCAUCCUAAAGUUUCCAUGGUUGUUUUGGCUCAUCAUUACAAUCGAAUUUCUUUAUGCAGCCGUGUGGUCCUCUUUCCAAACCAUCAGCACAGAACUUGUUCAGGUUCAUUUUGGAACUACCAGUGUCAUUGCAGGUUACAAGGCCAGUGCUUCCGUGGUCGUGCCGAUCGUAGCUACGCCCAUACUAGGCCUUAUCAUGGACUUGUUUGGUUUCCGUAUUUGCAUUUUGCUCUUAUCAUCCAUUUUCCUUAUCCUCAGCUCGGCAUUAUUGGGAUGGACCUAUGUUGAUGCGGUGGUGGGAAUGGUAUUCUAUUCCAUAUCCUUGGCUUUUGGUCCUAUUGCCAUGAUUACAUCCAUUGGCAUGGUUUUGCCAUCCGAUUACAUUGGCACAGGUCUCGGUCUUUACAAAUCAUCCAACAAUAUUGGUACAUGCAUCCUGGAUAUCAUCGUUGGCGUUAUACAAGAUCGCACAGCCAACCAAGGCUACACAGGUGUCAUGCUUCUCUAUAUUAUACUAGCUGCCAUUGGAUUUAUUCUUAUCACGUCAUUACUGAUAUCCCAAAGGAUAUGCUUAAACAAUUUGCUGGAGACGAAGAGAAACAAGCGACUCUUAAUGAUGAAAGAAAAGCACGAGCAAGAGAUGGAACUGAUAUCCAGUGGCAAGGACGCCUUUUCUAAUUCAAGCACUAUCAAGCCUAUCAGCUGUGCCUUUGCCAUUCUUCUUGGAUGUGCGCUCAUUGUUGCAUGGGUUCUUUUCUUUGUCUAUGCAGCAAGUGGGAAAACGCAAUCAUAA
This is a messenger RNA of Lichtheimia ornata, 1572 nucleotides long. RefSeq lists its product as uncharacterized. The transcript has 6 exons. Gene Ontology annotation, biological process: transmembrane transport. Gene Ontology annotation, molecular function: transmembrane transporter activity. Bases 1 to 1572 code for a protein of 523 amino acids. Lineage: Eukaryota; Fungi; Mucoromycota; Mucoromycetes; Mucorales; Lichtheimiaceae. The record is from RefSeq and is a predicted model, not a curated record.